Molecule: messenger RNA, 2153 nt
Organism: Drosophila eugracilis
Lineage: Eukaryota; Metazoa; Arthropoda; Insecta; Diptera; Drosophilidae
Gene: Nprl3
Product: GATOR complex protein NPRL3
Exons: 3
Coding region: 158-1990 (610 amino acids)
Biological process (GO): cellular response to amino acid starvation; negative regulation of TORC1 signaling; TORC1 signaling
Cellular component (GO): GATOR1 complex
Source: RefSeq, a predicted model, not a curated record
UUUUUCAUAAAAGUAUAAAAAUAGUGUGGUUGCAGAUUCUAUUGAGAAAUAAAUUCAUUAUUUCAACUUUAUUUGCUCUGCACAAUAACCUCCAUGUACUUAUUUUAAGUUACAAGAAAAAAGGUAUCCUUGAAGAGCAAGGAUUAAUUUUACCGCCAUGGAGACGAAUGUAAAUCCUUUAGCCGUAAUCCUUGUUUACUUCGAUAGCAAGGGAGAUCGACUCUUAUAUAGGUAUCCCUACCAGACACUUGGCCAGACGGAGGUGACCAGCGACGAUCAGCGAAAGUCUAGGAAGCGUAAUCCCUAUGCCGUGGCCAAUGUGGACGAUCUACUACAGACACCUUCACAAUUGGGCGCUUCCAAAGGCCAAGGACAAUUGCAGGGAUUCGCAGACGAGGUGCUGUCCGCCCUUUUUGCCGUAAAACCACAGUUAUGCAACCAGAAGUUUGAGCUCAAGCUAAACGAUGUGCGCUUCGUAAGCCAUCCCACGCUGAUACCCCACAAGGAGCAGAGAAGCGGAGCAAUGGCCAAGCAACAGAUGCUCAUCAAUAUCGUUUUCGCGCUUCAUGCUCAGGCCAGCUACUCAAUAGUUAAGUGCUACCACGAAUUGAGCAAACGCCUGGGACUGGCUCUGAAAUUUGAGGAGCAACGCAGCGGUUAUCUAACUGAGCAGACGGCUCACAUGGCUCGCACCCAUGACGAGCAGCAGCAACAACCGCUGGAACGCACUCUAGAGCUAAUCGCAGAACGAUGUAGUUUGGCGCAGGCUUUACGUUCAAUUUUUCACGAUCUGUGCACCACCGGACUGCUGAGUACAUCACUAAAUCAAAACCUAACGCUGUGCUUUUGUUUGCCGGCUAAGGCACACCAGCUACACAAGAAGGGAAGCAUGGUGGAUCCGGAGACCAUUGAUCGCUGCCUUCGUGCACUGAAGCCUUAUCAUGGCAUGUUGCUGCUGGUUGACUUUGCUGAAUUGCUGGACUGUGUUCCACCGACGGGGGCACGAAUGUUAUGGCAACUUGUCGACGCUUACAAUCCACUUAUUAGCCUUCAAAGCAUGGCCUCCAAUGCGGACUUAAGUAUUGAGCAUGUGUAUAAGCUGGUCUCGCAUUUGGUCUAUUGGGCUAAGGCCACAAUUAUAUAUCCUCUGUGCGAAACGAACGUCUAUGUGAUCGCCCCAGAUGCGCCGUUACACACGAAAUCCCAUUUGGUGGAGAAGUUCUCCGCUCGCUUUGCGGGCAUGUCCCUGUUUGAGGUGAUCUCGGACUUUUCGCUGCCAACAUCGAUUGGUCAUUUGACCACGCCCCUGCAGCAGCCGGCGCGUCAAGGUAUCCUCGCACAAAUGGUCAUCUGGAUGCUGCAACACCAUCUGCUUAUGCAGCUCCACACUUACGUUCAGUUUAUGCCCAGUGAGGAUGAGUUUGGUGACUCGGCCUCCUGCAGUAAUCAUCUAAGGGAUGCUGUCAGCGAUGAAGAAGGAGAGCAAGAUGAGGAUGCGGAUGAGUUGCAUGGAUCAAUGUUGAGCAUGUCCAGUCAACCGUUGCCUGUCCCAACGGUCUCAGUCGGUGGACAUCGUCGCGACGUAUCCGAAGAUCACUCAUCUCUGGCCUCUGACAAUAUUGUCGUGCAGCCCUCCUCUAGCCACAAGUCCAAUUUCAGCAUCACUGCCUCUAUGAGCACGGACAACUGUGACAGCCUCGAUUCCAUGGAGGACGAGCAGAAGCUGAAGGAGCUCCUUCAGGUGUUCAGCGAUGCGGAUCGAGCCGCUAUUCGGCGUAUUCCCGCAUCCGCUAAUGUUGACGAUCUAUCGCUGCUAGUGAAGCUUUACCAGAUGGGCUACUUCAAAAGCGAGCAUCACCUCGAGGAGAUCAUGUACUUUGAGAACCUUCGCCGUUCGCAACUUCUGCAAUUGCUGGACAAGUUUAGGGACGUGCUUAUCAUUUACGAGACCGAGGAUCCGGCAAUUGCCUCAAUGUACAAUACCAAGUAGAUUGGGAAAAAUUUUGCAUUCCUACAAGUUUAUGUUCAAUGUUUUUAUUAGCUAAUGAUUGUAAUCUAUAAAAUAGGUGUGUACAUAGUUAAUUAAGUCUUGAAAACCAAGAAAAAUAAUUUUUGUUUGUGGUUUAUACAAAAAUAUAAAAGAUUGUUAUUUA